Messenger RNA from Orbicella faveolata, 1277 nucleotides. RefSeq names its product tetratricopeptide repeat protein 36 homolog. NCBI's taxonomy places the organism in Eukaryota, Metazoa, Cnidaria, Anthozoa, Scleractinia, Merulinidae. Gene Ontology annotation, molecular function: protein binding. The record is from RefSeq and is a predicted model, not a curated record.
ACAAAAUUAAACGAAACGAAAGGCAAAUCAUUGCGAAAUUAUUGUAACUAACGAAUCGAAUGUAAUCACGAGGUGUCGGAGGAAUGAGCCUAAAUCAUGACAGAAAGCCUACAAGUAGAGGAGUUUUCGGGAUCUACCUAAUCCGGGAUACGGGAUACGACGGGAUACGGGAAAGCAGUGGUUUCCAGGGCCUUCCGUUCCAGAAAAAAAUGGCGACCAGCGAGAAAGAUCGAGCUGUUUUGCAAAGCAUUUUUAAUCCUUUGUUACCCCUUGGUGACAUUCCUCCAAAGCAUGAAAUUGAAAAUGAAAAUGAAAAUGAAAAUGAAAUUAACGUCGAAAACACGGAGGAGUCCAAACGAGCGAAAGAUUUAGAAACAUCCGGUGUUGAGAAAGCGGAACAAGGGGAUUUGGAAGGAGCAUUGGAGUGUUUCAACGAAGCUUGUGAAAUCUGUCCUUCUCGUCCGUCUUGUUUCAAUAACAGGGCUCAGCUGUGGAGGUUAAAAGGGGAUAUCAGCAGUGCUUUGGAAGACUUGAACAAAGCUAUUGAACUGAGUAGAGACAAAGGAGCUGCUGCAGCCCAGGCUUACACUCAGCGAGGCUUAAUCCACAGGUUAAAUGGAGUGGAGGAAAAAGCUCUUGAAGACUUCAGCAAGGCUGCAGAGCUUGGUAGUACAUUUGCUAAAACAAUGGUUGUGCAAAUGAAUCCCUAUGCCGCCAUGUGCAACAAAAUGCUUGCCGAGGCUAUCAACAAACUGAAAGGAGAAUCACAGUAAUAGUUUAUGGCUUCUGUAUAUGUAUGAAUUAUUUUAAUUUCCAGACUGUCUGGUAUGGACAGAGAGCUUGUGAUAAAGAACAUGACAUGACUUCAAAGUGCGACACUUAGAUCACUGGGUACCCCUUAGGCCUACAUUGGAACAUGGCACUGAAAGGGUGACAAGUGUUCAUUGUUUUCCAUCUUAAACUGGGUAUGCAUUAUUUAAAUUGUGAAUAUCUGUGAAACUCAUCAGGGGAUUACAGUACUGAGAAUUAAGGGUGCGUUUCUUUAAGAAAAAUUAUCCAAGAUUGCAUUCUUAAAUCUGAAAGAAUCCGAAAACGGAAUUUGCAUUUCUUUACUAAACAGAUUAAUCCAAGAUCUCUGGGAUCAUGGUGCAUCAAAGGAACUUUAGAAUCCACUCCCAGUGUGGAUUCUUCAGUUCCUUUAACGCACCAUGAUCCCAGGGAUCUUGGAUUGAUCUGUUUAGUAAAGAAACGCAAAAUCCGUUUUCAGAUUCUUUGAG